AUGGAAUUCUUGUUGGGCGAACCUCAUGAUGUAAACAAGUGCUUAGCAACUAUUUUGCGGUGUCAAGUUUAUACUCCAGAUGGGCUUCAGACAUGUGAGAAUGGGGACUGUUGGACAAAAGAAAGCGUUGAAGUUACUGCUUUGGUUGCAGGGGUGAUUUAUGGAAGCGAGAGAGUUGUCGAACGCUUGAUUAGGGACGGAGCCGAUACCAACAUAAGCACAGAGCUGGGGUCACCUUUAUUUGUCGCUGCUGCGAUUUCUACGGUCGCGAUUGUCCAAUUAUUGAUUAACAACGGUGCCCAAGUAGUGCCAUCUGAACUUGAAGGAAGAGAGCAUUCAUCACCGGUGGUUAUUGCUGCUGCUCUGGGAAACAUUGAAAUCGUGGAAUUACCACUUAAAUCUGGGGCUGAUGUUGAGCGGGGGACCGCAAUCAUCUUUCAUUCAAUGCUGGCUUGUGAAAAGGAGAUUGAGGGAAGAUUCUAUCCCUCUGCUAUUGAAGCUGCGGAUAUGGAAGGUCAUGAAGAGGUGGCUGCGCUUUUGCGGGAGUAUAGGGCGAGGCAGGCUGUGACGGGUGUGGAGGAAGUGGAAGUUACUAUGAUGCGGAGCAGAGUUGAAGAGGUGGAAGAUUAA
Messenger RNA from Botrytis sinoallii, 630 nucleotides. RefSeq lists its product as uncharacterized. Lineage: Eukaryota; Fungi; Ascomycota; Leotiomycetes; Helotiales; Sclerotiniaceae. Gene Ontology annotation, molecular function: protein binding. The transcript has a single exon. The record is from RefSeq and is a predicted model, not a curated record. The coding region runs from base 1 to 630 and encodes 209 amino acids.